CGGUGCAGUUGAUCGUGAUUGGUCGAGUUCUGUACAACGUCAUCCCAGAGGCUGAUUGUGAUUGGUGAGCACGCCCAGUUCACGACGCGCACGCGUGAUAAGUUUGGAAGCAGCUGUUGAGCGGUGAAGCUGCGGUUAAACGUGUGGAGUUGUGUAGUUUCGACGCGUGUUGACACGAGCAAAUGUUUUCUUUUCAUGGUUUUAAGAGGGCUGAAUUAACAUUAAAACAAGCCUGAACGUCUUUUACUUACGAGUGCACCACCAAUAGGCUCGCACGUGCAGCCUAAAUGUAUACGGUGUAUAAUGAGAAUUCCAGCCACAAGAUAGCGCUUUAGGUAAACAGACAGACUGCAGGCAUGUUUUAUGAAGAUUAAAGAAAUGUGACAGGAAAAUAUAUAUACACACCAUACCUACAGUUGGUUUUAGAGUGCACUGAUGACCAAUGACUGCCUCAGCAACAACCUCAUACACUUUAGUAAUUGUGCACAUAAGAAAAUGAUGUUAUGUUGUGUUAUGUGCUUAACAUGACGUCAUAACAUCAAAUAUUCUAGUAAUUCUAGUAAUUUACAGUCCUACAGGAGCAUCUAAUAGGCAAAAAAAAAAGCUAACUGAAUAGCUGAGUAGGUUGUGUCAUAGUAAGUUUUAAAAAAAAAAAAAAAAAAAAAAAGUGGCAACAGUGCUUAAAAAAGACACCAUAGAGAUCCCACACUGUGCUGAAUACCAGAAACAGCUUAUUAUCAUAUUGGACAAGUAAUAAAUAGUUUAGUGUUCAGGUUAAGAUUUCUUCCAUCAUAUAGACUAGCAAACCCAGUAAUAAGGCCUGUUCACCAGUGCAUUACAAUUCACACCUGAUGAACACGAGUGCUACACACUUUCACACACUUUCACACACGCAGCAGCACCGCAGAGCUGAAGGUCAGAAUUCACUUCUCCAGUGCACAAGUCAGCUGGACAGAUAUACACACUGGACAUGUAACAUUCAUGAACUGAUAAAUACUAGGGAGGACUUUGUGUAGCUGUGCUGUGCCGCACUGAUUCCCUGUAAACACGGUUUGGGCAAACUGACGCGUUUUGCGCAUUUCCUGCACUGUAGCGUUCACACACAGCUGGGAGGAGGGGGGAAGAGGCAGGGCUGCAGGAAACCGAGCACCGAUGAACAGCUAAACGGCCCGGGAAGCUGAAGAAGAGCGAACGGAAACAGCACCUAUCCUCGACCCUGAACCAUUUCCCUUCAUCAGCUGGAAGAGUGUGAAAUAAAGCGUUCCCAAAUGUCCGGAGGACAAGCUGGACUCCGUCCCGAGCUCCGGCCUGGGGAGGAAGAGUAGGAGAGGAUUUCUACCCCUCAGGAGCUCCAGCUCGGGCAUGUUUUUGCUCUCAUGCAGAGAUCGAGGUGCGGAAUCCCCCAUGUGAACAUCAGCACGGUUCUUUCCCCCUUUGACGCAUUGAUGAUCGAGCUGUUUUUUUUUUUUUUUAAAUGAUCUCGUUUCAUAUCGCAUAUAUGUGCGUGGAAAACGACUGCAGAGAGCUAAAAGAAGUGAAACCCUGCUGUCUGUGCUGCCUGUAGGACUGUCUGUGAGUGUUGGACUGUUCAUUUUAACCGGGUUGAUUGUGUUUCAUUGCUUUAUUACAAGUCCAGAUUUUCUCCAGCCGCCCUGUUGAAUAACUCGCCCGAGUGACAGGGGAUUAAAGGUGCAGUGUGAGGAAUUCACUGCAUUCAUCACGCCACCAUGGUGGUCUUCAACGGGCUGCUGAAGAUAAAGAUCAUCGAGGCACUGGACCUGAAACCUACAGCCUGGUCUCUGAGGCAUGCCGUGGGACCGAAGGCGCAGAGCUUCCUGCUGGACCCGUAUAUCGCCCUCAAUGUGGACGACUCCCGUGUGGGUCAGACAUCCACAAAGCCGAAGACCAACAGCCCUUCAUGGCAUGAUGAGUUUGUAGCUGAGGUGCGUGACGGCCACAAAAUUGAGCUCUCGGUGUUUCAUGACGCGCCCAUUGGCUAUGACGACUUUGUGGCCAACUGCACCAUCCAGUUCGAGGACCUGCUGCAGAACGGCAGCAAGCACUUCGAGGACUGGAUUGACUUGGAGCCAGAGGGAAAGGUGUAUGUCAUCAUCGACUUGACUGGAUCUUCCAGUGAAGCAGGCAGCUUUGAAAAUGAGGAGAGAGUGUUUCGCGAGCGUAUGCGGCCCAGGAAAAGGCAGGGAGCUGUGCGGAGGAGAGUGCAUCAGGUCAAUGGCCACAAGUUCAUGGCCACCUACCUGAGACAACCCACCUAUUGCUCACACUGCCGCGAAUUCAUCUGGGGUGUUCUAGGAAAGCAGGGCUAUCAGUGUCAAGUGUGCACAUGUGUGGUCCACAAACGCUGUCAUGAGCUUAUCAUAACCAAGUGUGCAGGGCUAAAGAAACAGGAGGACACAGCUGAGGAGGUGGGCUCUCAGCGCUUCAGUGUGAACAUGCCCCACAAAUUCAGUAUUCACAACUACAAAGUGCCCACAUUCUGUGACCACUGCGGCUCGUUACUGUGGGGGUUGAUGAGGCAAGGACUGCAGUGCAAAGUGUGUAAGAUGAAUGUACACAGACGCUGUGAAAGUAAUGUAGCCCCAAACUGUGGCGUCAAUGCACGGGGCAUUGCUAAAGUGCUGUCUGACCUCGGAGUGACGCCUGAUAAAAUCUCCAGCAGCACACAGAGGAGGAAAAAGAUCAGUCAAGGUGCAGACCCUCAGCCUCUGCCAAUAACUCCACAAACAGAGGAGGAUCGCUCCAAAUCAGCACCCACUUCACCAUGUGACCAGGACAUAAAGGAUCUGGAGAACAUCAGGAAAGCGCUGUCUUUUGAUCACCGCGGGGAGGAGCUGAAAGCAGAGCCAGCUUCAUCCCCGAGUGAGGGCUGCUCAGAGGAGACGGGGGAGGGCCGAGAGAACGGGGAAGUGAAGACACUGCAGUCUAAAAGAAUGAACUUGGAGGACUUCAACUUCAUAAAAGUGCUUGGCAAGGGCAGCUUUGGCAAGGUGAUGCUGGCUGAGCUCAGAGGCACAGACGAGGUGUAUGCAGUGAAGGUGCUGAAGAAAGACGUGAUCCUGCAGGAUGACGAUGUGGAUUGCACUCUUACAGAGAAACGCAUCCUGGCUCUGGCCAGAAAACACCCCUACCUGACCCAGCUUUUCUGCUGCUUCCAGACGAAGGAUCGUCUGUUCUUUGUGAUGGAAUAUGUGAACGGAGGGGACCUGAUGUUCCAAAUCCAGCGUUCACGUAAAUUUGACGAAGCCCGCUCUCGUUUUUACGCUGCCGAGGUCACCUCUGCUCUCAUGUUUCUCCACCGGAAUGGGGUCAUUUACAGAGACCUCAAACUGGAUAACAUCCUGUUAGAUGCUGAGGGCCACUGCAAGCUUGCUGACUUUGGCAUGUGCAAGGAGGGCAUUCUGGAUGGUAUCACCACCACCACAUUCUGCGGUACACCCGACUACAUCGCACCUGAGAUCCUGCAGGAGCUGGAGUAUGGCCCAUCAGUGGACUGGUGGGCCCUGGGUGUGCUCAUGUAUGAGAUGAUGGCAGGCCAGCCGCCAUUUGAAGCUGAUAAUGAGGAUGACCUGUUUGAGUCCAUCCUCCACGAUGACGUACUCUAUCCAGUGUGGCUCAGCAAAGAGGCAGUUGGCAUCCUCAAGGCGUUCAUGACGAAGAGCCCCAAUAAGAGGCUUGGCUGUGUGGUGUCACAGGGCCUGGAGGAAGCCAUUAAAGUGCAUCCGUUCUUUAAAGAGAUUGACUGGGUGCUGCUGGAACAGAGGAAAAUUAAGCCACCUUUCAAACCCCGAAUUAAAACCAAGCGGGAUGUCAAUAACUUUGACCAAGACUUCACACGUGAAGAGCCUGUGCUUACACCCGUAGAUGAUGCCAUCAUCAAACAGAUCAAUCAAGACGAGUUUAAGGGCUUCUCCUACUUUGGUGAAGAGUCUCUGUCCUAGGAUUUAAAAAUUUAAUCUCCUGCAUUUUCUCUAUCUGCUACACAGUGGUGUUGUUCACCUUUAAGAACUGAAUGAAGACCAUCUACAGUGUGGGUUUACAUGUCUAAUUAAAAGCUGCUCAUGCAGUUUUUUUUUUUUUUUUUGAGUUACAGAAUUUAGGAUUUUUAUUUUAAAGAUCACAAAGAGUCUUUCAGCUGAACAAGUCAAUGCAAGUCAAUACGAUCAUAUACACACAUAUUACACACAUACAAACACAGUGAUGGAAAUGUGUGCCGCCGCAGAAACCCUGUUCAGAAUCUAAAUUAAAAAGAACCCCAUGUACUUUACUCUAAUAAUGAUUAUAAUAAUAAAUUUGUUUAUUAUUAUAUUAUCAGCCAAGCAGAUUCUUGGAGGUGUACUUUGCAUUCGUUUGAUGCUAGUUCAUUUUUCAUACGAGUGCAUGCUCAUUUUUCAAAGUCUCACAAAAAUGAAAGACUGUGGCUAGUCUUAGUUUCAUCUGGAAUCAGUAAUUAUUUUCUAUCUGGAAUUCUACCAGUUGAGAGUCAGCAUUAGCCCCAUACACAUAUACAGUGGGGUCCAAAAGUCAGAGUUCACAUUUAAAAUCUGGGUUGUUUUUUUUUUCAUUUAAAAUUGGAAAUAAACAGAAGGUUUUUUAGCAAAGAAAGCAAAGAAAGUAGAUGUUCAGUAUCUUGAAUAUUUACUAUUCAAUAUUCUGAAUUAUUUCUAGGUCCCUAUUUGGCUAUUAAAAUGUAAGCAAAUUUGUGAUAUUGACCAUGUUAACUGCUUUGUACAAAAGGUCAGAUUUUCCUCAUGCCUAAUCUCUUCCAUCGAAGCAUGUGUUCAGACAACACUCCAAUGGAUUCUACUUUUGGCUCAAGUUGUUAGGUUAAAUUUAUAAAUAUAUAUAUGUACUGUGUAAAAGUCUUAGGCACACUAUUUUCAUUUUUGUUGUACAAACUUUGUUAUAGAUUUUUAUUUUAUGACUUCUACAUUAUCAGUACAUUUUAGAUUUCCAAGCAUUAGUUUUCCAGCAGCACAAAAUUAAAUGUUACAGAGAAAGUUUUGUAUGUUAGUAGAGAAAGCUGCAUAUUACGUAAGAGACACUUUUCAGAUAAAAAAACAAUGAAAGCUGCUGGGUUUUGCUGCAAAAAUAAGAAGCAAAUGCGACAGUCAAAGUCUCCAGAAGAACUGUGGCUGGUUCUACAAGACGCUCAGUAAAACUUACAGCUCAUUUCCUUAUAAAACUGCACAAAUUGUACCUAAGACUACAAAUGUUUUUUUAAAGCAAAGGAUCGUCACACCAAAUAUUGACUUUGCUUCAUUUAUUACUGUUUACUGCUCUUUAUAGUAUUUUAUAAAUGUAGAAACAUUAAAUUUCAUUAUUUUUGAAGUCGCCCUUGCUCUACAGCAUUUCUUCGUGUGUGCCUAAGACUUUUGCACAGUACUAUGUG
Messenger RNA from Pangasianodon hypophthalmus (striped catfish), 5410 nucleotides. RefSeq names its product protein kinase C, epsilon b (gene prkceb). Gene Ontology annotation, molecular function: ATP binding; diacylglycerol-dependent serine/threonine kinase activity. NCBI's taxonomy places the organism in Eukaryota, Metazoa, Chordata, Actinopteri, Siluriformes, Pangasiidae. The record is from RefSeq and is a predicted model, not a curated record. Gene Ontology annotation, biological process: protein phosphorylation. The transcript has 15 exons. Bases 1728 to 3959 code for a protein of 743 amino acids.